This is a messenger RNA of Cladocopium goreaui, 2253 nucleotides long. The record is from the annotation of a GenBank genome assembly. Lineage: Eukaryota; Dinophyceae; Suessiales; Symbiodiniaceae.
AUGCAGAACAUCGAGCAAAAGGGAGGCGUUCACAUGGAUCAGCAUCGACGAGUUCUCAUCACACAGGAGUGGAAUCCCAUCCUGAAACGCUUCGAUUUUCCUCCCACAGAGGCUGGCUAUGAAGCCAUGAAGACUGGCAUUAGGCAGUUCGCUGAGAAUGAGUAUGUUCGCUCCUGCUGCCACGAGGUGGAAGGCCUGUGCGGCGCACCACCUGGUAGCUACUUCGGAGUGCCGACUAUUGAGGAAAUGGCGGCAAGGGCAGAAGAGAAGAGAAAGGCAGAAGAGGAAGCCGCAAAAAGAAUAGAAGCCGAAAAGCGGCAGGCAGAAGAAGAAGCCAGGAAAAGAAAGGAGGAGGAAGAAAGCAGAAGAAAGCAAGAAGAAGAAGCCAGACAGAAAAGGGAGGAAGAAGAAGCCAAACGAAGACAAGAAGAAGAAGAAGCGAGAGAAAAGAAGAGGAAAGAAGAAGAAGAGGAAGCCAAAAGGAGGGAAGAAGAGGAAGAAGCGACCCGGAGGAAACAGGAAGAAGAAACGCAAAGAAAGGAGGAAGAGGAAACGAAAAUGAAUGAAGAGGAAGCCAGACAGAGGAAGAAGGAGGAGGAGGUCACAGCGGAAAAAGAAAAAGAGGCCCAAAGAUCCGUGGAGGAUGCGAUGACUGCCAAUGUGGCUGUGGAUAAGGAGGGGGAAGAGCCGGCAAGUCAGCUAAGCAGAAGAGACGAGGAGGAGGGGAAAUGCCCGCAGCCAGACCAAGAAGGCCAAAGCCAUGAACAAGCUGAUAUCAACAAGAGUCCAGAGGAGUUGAAUGAUUCCAGUGGAAGCCAAGUUGGUGCGAACCUGUGCAAUUCGCAUGAGGACCCAGAGAGACAGAGACAAAUCGAGGAGGAAAAGAGAAUUGUGAACGGAGAUGCCAAGUUGGAAGCAGACCGAGAAGCCGCCGCAAAGAGAAGCUCGGAAGGUGUGACAGGCACCGCGGACACCGCGGGCCAGGCUGGGGAGGCCGCUAGCCCUAGCAUCAAUGACGCGGAGAACGGCACGUUGAACGGGCACGCAGCGGUCAAGAACCAGGUCGAGGAAGAGCCGCGGGAAAACGUGUCAACGCACCAAGCGCUGCGGCCGUUGCCUGUGCUCCGCGCCCCAGAUUCGGGCAGCGAGGCGCUGGGCGUUGUGCUGCGGGAGGCCGUCGUGCAGGGCGUCGCGGAGGGCCCAUGGUUGCGGCUGCUGCCCUGCAGCUGUCGAACCCUGGGAGUCCUCGGAGAUCGGGGCUACCUGCCUUUGGAGGAGCUGCAGCCGGUGACCUCGGUGACCUGGUCCUGUCUUCCCAUGGGCGCGGCGGGCCGCUUCAAGGUCCGCGCCAAGCACGUGGCGGUGCGAGCACACCCCGAGCUGCGUGGGAAGGUGGUGGGAGUGGUGGUGGCUGGACGUAUGCUGAUGGGUACUCCGCACAGAGUGGCAGGGUACCUCUGGCUUCGCUUUGAAGAGAGCUCUCGCAAGAAGGUGGGCGACGAAGAGGCAUGGGCCUUGGUUCAAGACCUUGGCGGUGAUGUGUUGCUGGAGCCUCUGGACGCAGAUGGCCGGCGCGCACUUUCCAACUUCCAAGGCAGCCAAGCGCAAGCCGCUGACCCCCAGACCGCAGGUUCCGACAAGGUGGGCGCCACAGCCGUCCCGCCAGCGCCAACGGUGGAGAAGUUGCCGACGCCUGUGACGGAUCCUGUGAAGGUGUCUCAGCGGGUUGAGGCAGCUGCUUUAGCCAGGAAACAGCUAAAAGGGCCAUUGGAGUUUCGAGUCUUGGCGGAGGACCACAGCGCGCCGGUGCGCAAGGAGCCGUUGGUGCAGAGCCCACAGCUGGGAAAGCUGGAGCGAGGUGAGCUGGUCUAUGGCUACCCUGGUGGCGGCUGGUUGCAGCUGAUGCACAGCGAGCUGGAGAACUCCUGGGUCUUCAUUGGUACUCGUCUUUCUGCUGUUUGGGCUGAGCUGCGAGUCACUGCGCGCAGUUGGAACGCCCUAGAGGUGACGUGGCCCGGGCUCCACGAGGAGAAACGCGUGGCUUACAAUGUCGAAUGGCGCACACCCGAGGGCGCAGCCAAACAGAUGAAGGGACACAAGGUCUCUGCCAGCAACAAGGUUGUUCUCGGCAAUCUACCCUCUGGGUUGCUGUGCUUCCGAGUCGGCGCUCGUGUGGCCGGUGCUGGCAACAACGAUGACCAGGACGUAAAGCUGUGGGGUCCUUGGGCUGAGCUUGUUGCCGGCGAAGACUAG